Messenger RNA from Aspergillus homomorphus CBS 101889, 1224 nucleotides. RefSeq names its product TBP-associated factor 8 family protein. The transcript is spliced from 2 exons. Bases 19 to 1074 code for a protein of 351 amino acids. Gene Ontology annotation, cellular component: transcription factor TFIID complex. Gene Ontology annotation, molecular function: protein heterodimerization activity. The record is from RefSeq and is a predicted model, not a curated record. Gene Ontology annotation, biological process: transcription initiation at RNA polymerase II promoter. NCBI's taxonomy places the organism in Eukaryota, Fungi, Ascomycota, Eurotiomycetes, Eurotiales, Aspergillaceae.
UGACCAUCCAACGGCGCCAUGGUCUCGUCUGAACCAACCAUCAAGCGCUCCUCUUCGUCGCCUCAAGUAGGGCUGGAUGCCCCUGACGCCAAGCGCAUCAAGCGUCCCUACCACCAUCACCAUCGCCUCCAAACCCCCGUCAACCCGGCUCUGCCUGAGCCCGCUAUCGUCGACGAAGCUUGCGUCGACCAGGUCCUGAACCGGUCGAUCGGACAAUACCUACGAACAUGCGGGUUCGAACUCGCUGACCCCGCUGCGCUGGACGCUUUCCGCAGGGUAACCGAAGAAUAUCUUUUGAGCGUCGCAUCGUAUGUGCGGCAGUCCAUGCUCUCGAGCCGACGCACCCAGCCUAUACCCCAUGACUUCGACGACGCCCUCAAACGGCACUCCGUCUCGCUGACCGACCUCCUCCCCCACAUCCCGCGCCAUCCCAAGCUCGAGCCCACCCCUACCCUUCAACCCAGCCCUCCCCCGGAAGAGGAUUCCUUCAAGACCCUCCCAUCCCUUGGACCGCAACUCAGCGGCGAGAACGACCGCGUCCGCAGCUCCCACAUCCCGAAACAUUUCCCCGCAUUUCCGAGCAAACACACCUACCGCCACACGCCCGUCUUCACCGAACGAGAGCAGGACGCUCGCAGGAUCCGCGAGCGCGCCACCGAGGACGGUCGCCACGGCGAGGAGGCCCUGCGCAAAUUGGCGCGCGCCGCCUUCAAAGAUAACCAAUUCGGGUCCUCGGCGCGCGAGAAGAAGCCCUGGGGCCGCCGCGCCGAGACCAUGGAUAGUAUGUUCGAGAAGACCUUCAAAGGAUUGGCGAAGCGCAUGCAGCGGACAGCCACGGCGGCGGGUUCGGCUGCCCCCAUGGAAAUCGACUCCGGUGCCGGCCUGGACACCGAGGUCAAGCCCACGCGCUCGAAACUCGCCCUGAGCAUCGAGCUGCCGCCCAUCAUCAACUGCGAGCGCGAAUUCUGGCGACGGGUGCCGUCGUCUGGGACGCGCAGGACGGAUGAUAAGCAGCCUGCGACGAAGGAGUCCCACAAUAUAUCGUCCAGAGUGGAUAGCUGGGUGAGCACAUGAUUGUCGAGGGUAUGUGUGUGUUUGCAAGGCAGCUCGGGGCUGGAAACCGGAAUGGCGUCUCGGGCGUUCAAGAUUAGUUUUUUUUUCUUUCAUCAUCGCAUGACCGUUGAAGAUACCCAAAGGAGUAGCAAGUUCAAAAUCAAUGCAAAU